AUGCCACCGUCAGCCACCGGCAUAACCGCCACCGCCAUCUUCCUCCUCCUAACUUUUUCUUCCGCCACUCCGAUCUCACGGCCUUUCAAGAAGAUCUACGCCUUCGGAGACUCUUACACAGACACCGGAAACACCGGAAGUACCGGCGCCAUCACCGGUCCCUCCGCCUUCAGUUACGUCUCCAACCUCCCUUACGGCCGGACAUUCUUCCACCACCCAACCAACCGCUACUCCGACGGCCGUCUGGUCAUCGACUUCGUGGCGGAAUCACUCUCAUUACCCUACCUACCACCCUAUCUCAACCGUAAGGCCGACACCUCCUCCGGCAUCAAUUACGCCGUCGCCGGAUCCACCGCCAUCCGCCAUGGAUUUUUUGUCAAAAAUAACCUUACAUUUAAUAUAACACCUCAAUCUCUCAAAACUCAGCUUGGUUGGUUCAACAAGACAAUGGAGGGGCAAAAAUGUAAAACUGCUAAGUCGACGCCGGAAGAGUGUACGGCGGUAUUCCGAGAUGCGUUAGUGUGGGUGGGUGAGAUCGGAGCUAAUGAUUAUGCUUACUCCAUUGGCUCGACGGUGGCCGGAAAAACCAUUCAACUGCAUGCUAUUCGCAGUGUAACAGGGUUUCUGGAGGCAGUGCUCGACAAGGGUGCAAAAUAUAUUGUAGUCCAAGGCCUCCCGACCACUGGUUGCCUAACCCUCGCCCUAUACCUUGCACCCGAGUCCGACCGUGAUGACAUUGGUUGCGUCGCAAGUGCCAACAACCAAAGCUACACGCAUAACGCCAUCCUCCAAACCAAGAUCCAAACCCUUCGUAAAAAAUACCCGGAAGCAGUUAUUGUCUAUCUUGAUUACUGGAAUGCUUAUCGUUCCAUCAUCAAGAACGCACCCAAGCUUGGGUUCCGCGAACUUUACAAAACCUGUUGUGGGUCCGGUGGUGGACCCUACAACUUCGACUUGGGCGGCACUUGUGGGUCCAAGUCUGCAAGCUCCUCGUGUCAAGACCCCUCCCAAUACAUCAACUGGGACGGGGUCCACCUUACUGAGGCUAUGUAUAGAGUAGUUUUCGAGAUGUUUCUCAAGGGUGCUUUCGCUCAUCCGUCACUCGAGUGCCUCUUGAGAAGCAAACAAAACUGCGGAUAGAUCGACGAUAACGACCCUCGGUUUCUU
Molecule: messenger RNA, 1167 nt
Organism: Cynara cardunculus var. scolymus (artichoke)
Lineage: Eukaryota; Viridiplantae; Streptophyta; Magnoliopsida; Asterales; Asteraceae
Product: GDSL esterase/lipase At3g48460
Exons: 2
Coding region: 1-1140 (379 amino acids)
Molecular function (GO): hydrolase activity, acting on ester bonds
Source: RefSeq, a predicted model, not a curated record